Molecule: messenger RNA, 1195 nt
Organism: Dermatophagoides pteronyssinus (European house dust mite)
Lineage: Eukaryota; Metazoa; Arthropoda; Arachnida; Sarcoptiformes; Pyroglyphidae
Gene: roq
Product: RING finger and CCCH-type zinc finger domain-containing protein roquin
Biological process (GO): nuclear-transcribed mRNA catabolic process, deadenylation-dependent decay; ubiquitin-dependent protein catabolic process; protein polyubiquitination
Cellular component (GO): cytoplasmic stress granule
Molecular function (GO): ubiquitin protein ligase activity; RNA stem-loop binding; double-stranded RNA binding
Source: RefSeq, a predicted model, not a curated record
AAAACUACUUGCAACGUAUGAAUAUUCCUUGUUUCGGGUACCAUGGACGGAAUAUUGUGGACCAAAUAUUUACACAAAUAUCAUCUUUUUUUGCCCAAUUGUAAUCUUGGUUCGAUAUAAUGGCUGCUAUCAAGAGCCAUUCAUCAUCUGCGAAUCAAUCAAAUUAUCGGAAAAAGAAUCACCAACAUUGCAUUGAAAUGGAAUUGAAUGAAAAGAUUCAACUUGUAUUAUCAUUGAUCAAAUCCAAUGAAUUAGAACACUUUUGUCCGCAUGCUAUUCGCCGGAAAAUGUUGGCUUUAUCACGUUGUCCACUUGGACCGAAUUCAUCGGACGAUGAUCGAAUGAAAAUAAUGCGCACAGUGAUUGCUAUCGGCAAUCGUGUUGCAUUCGAAUUACUAAUCAAACAUUCCAAUUCACAUCGGAUCAUAUCUAGUCUAUGGGUUGCCGUCCGUAAUCGUGGUUGCCAAUUUCUUGGUCCUGCCAUUCAAGAAGAAGUUCUCAAACUUGUGAUUCUAGCUUUGGGUGAUGGAACUCAAUUGACGAGAAAAGUUCUGGUUCUGUACAUACUGCAAAGGAUGGAGAAAAUUUACCCGUUACAGGCAACAAAAACAUCGGUCGGUCAUGUUGUACAGAUUCUUUAUCGAGCUAGUUGUUUCGAGAUUAUCAAACGAGAAAGCGAAUCAUGCCUGAUGCAACUGAAAGAACAAUACAGAAAAUAUAAUGAUCUUAGACGUGAGCACGACGCACAAAUCAUAUCAAUGGCGCUUGAAUCUGGUAUAAGAUUAUCGCCCGAACAAUGGUCAUCGUUGCUUUACGGUGAUCAACGUCACAAAUCAAAUAUGCAAUCAAUUAUCGAUAAACUGAAUGCAACAAAUGCACCAUUCGAUCGACUUGUCGAUCAACUGGCAAAAACUUUAGCCGAAGAACAAGAUUACGUCCACCUAGCCGAUACUAUCGUCCAUUUUAGGCGUUUAGUACAAUUUGAACAAAAUAUCGAUGAAGAGAAUACCUGUCAGCAUUCCAACAUUGUUAUGGCAGUCGAUUCAAUAAUAUUGAUUGUAACCAAGAUGAUUACAUUCAUAUCAUAUAUCUACGACAGAACUGGGAGCUAUUCUUUGUACAAAAACCCAAUGAAAAAUCAUUUCAUUUAAAAUUAAUAAAAAUCUUACCCUCCCGAUGAUCUCUGAUUGAAACG